Culex quinquefasciatus (southern house mosquito) is the source of this 2286-nucleotide messenger RNA. RefSeq lists its product as uncharacterized. The record is from RefSeq and is a predicted model, not a curated record. NCBI's taxonomy places the organism in Eukaryota, Metazoa, Arthropoda, Insecta, Diptera, Culicidae.
ACCGUGGGUGGCUUAAACUACGUGUACGUGUUCCGUGUGCUGCUGUAUGUGAGUGGGCACGACAAAGUGUAGUGACAAAGACCGAGGACAAUCAUCAGGAGCAGCAGCAAGAAUGCCCGGCGGAGUGGUGUUCCUAGUCUGUGUGCCGACGGCGAAUUAUGAACGAGCACUAAUUAAUGGACUCGAUUACGAUAACAGUGAGGUGUUGCCACCCUCGCAAGCACCCCCACAGUCUCCACCACCCCCUUACCACCAGCACCAAAAGUUGAACAUCAAUGUACCGGAACCAGGUACGACCCCCCUGGGAUCUAGCGAGGAAACCAAUGCCAACGCCAUUCUGCGGCUGGAGGUGGAACUUCGAGACAAGCAUGCCGCCGCCAAUCGACGUCCGGCAAGGCCAAGGCCACCACCACCACCCCCUCGCAAGGACGUGGGAUUUGUACCGAUGGAGAAGGUCCUCGACGAGCUGCUGAAAAAGCUCGAAAUCGAGCACGUGCUCUGGCAGCUGGACCGGGCUGGCCACUACCACCAGGUGCUCUUUCCGCUGGCCUCUGGCGAUCCCUGCGAGACGACCCUGCACUGUCUGACCGAGCUGGGCAUCGGGAAGCGCGCCAACUCGACCGUCAGUGUUUUGCCGUGCAGUGUCAGUUAUGAUGGGUCGGUGGAAAUCCUUGAAGAUGAGUACAACGACGACUACGGUGCGGGAGCCGCCGACGAGCCCAACUCCAAGUGGAACAACUUUGUCGACUCGAUCCGGUCGAAGCUGACGGUGAAACAGGUGGUCGACGGAGUCCGCGCCGGCGGUUCGCUCUCAUUCGACUAUCUGCUGCUGAUCGUCACGGCCGACUCGCUGGCCGCGCUCGGCCUGGUGGAAAACAACGCCCCGAACAUUGUGGCCGCUAUGCUGGUUUCGCCGCUGAUGGGACCGGUCAUGUCGAUUACCUUCGGUGCGAUUAUUGCCGACCGGGAGCUGGUGAAGGUCGGUUUCAUCUCGCUGGCGCUGGGAAUGUUCAUCUCGAUCCUGUUUGGAUUCAUCUUUGGGCUGAUUCUGGGCACCACCGAGAUGCCCUGGGGCCUCGGAGACUUUCCCACCGAGGAGAUGAAGGGACGGUAAGUUUCUGGCCUUGCGCCCGAAUUUGGUUUGGACCGCUCGCUGUGGAUGGGCAUCCUGUAGGCGCUGACGUCGGGCAGCGUCGCGGUGGCCCUGCUCCAAGGAUCGGCCGGCUUAAUCGGUGUGGCCAUUUCCGCCUCGCUGCUGCCGCCGGUGGUCAAUUGUGGACUUUUCUGGGCGCUGGCCUGCAUCUGGCUGAUCUACGAGGACAUUAAGAUGCCCCACCUCAAGGGAGAACCGUUCGUCGGCAACUCCAGCUACCAGUUUCUGUACACCAAUUACAUCCCAACGGAGUUCUUAAUUAAUGGUAUCGUUUCCGGCCUCCUCACAGUCAUCAACGUCAUCUGCAUCUUCGCCACAGCUAUCAUCGUACUCAAGAUCAAGGAAGUUGCGGCACCGUACACGUCGAGUCCGGAUCUGCGAAGAUUCUGGGAAACGGACAUCCGAACGGCUCGGACGGCCAACCGGACCACCAUCCGGAGGAGGCAAGCUGGCGGCGGUGGCAGCGGAGGCCAAGCAGGUGCCGAGGCGGACCUCAUGUCCACGUACGCGGAGCUGGAAAACGACCCGAAGGCACGCAACCUGGAGACGGCCCUGGAGCAAGCGCUGAAGGAGGCCGUCGACGACGACACCUACCGGACGGUGAAGCGGAUGAGCUACUCGAGCAACGCUGCCAGUGAGAUUGCCGAGCGUCUGUUCGGAAUCACCGGCGCCGGUGUUGGAGCGUCCAGUUCCGGCUCCGGCCAACCCACGGCCUCGUCCAUCCGCAACUCGAAGAACACCGCCGACCUGAAGCUGCUGGAAAAGCUCGUGACGUCGCUGAUCGAGGCGCAGAGUUCCGGCUCGUCUUCCGGCGGUGCGUCCGGAACGUCCAAGAUGCAACGGCUGCGGCCACUUUCGCGGUCGUUCCGGCUGCCGGGAUCGCUGAAGCGGAAGGAGGGAGGAGGAGGACAGAGUGGAACUAUGCCGACAAUUAGGGAGUCGGGUGGAAGUGGCGGGGGUGGUCACAGGACUAACUCCUGGAGUGACCCCAACAGCAACGUGCGUCGAGUGCUGAGUUCGAUUGCGAAUGCACCUCACCGGUUCAGUCAGUCGCUCGGGACCGGUGAUGGGCGGAACGAUGAGGAGAGGAGCAAUCUGACGCAGAAUAUUUUGUGAAGUUUUAUUGUUUAUUU